Saccoglossus kowalevskii is the source of this 477-nucleotide messenger RNA. RefSeq lists its product as uncharacterized. The record is from RefSeq and is a predicted model, not a curated record. NCBI's taxonomy places the organism in Eukaryota, Metazoa, Hemichordata, Enteropneusta, Harrimaniidae.
AUGGCGUGGAACAAAACACCCGGCAAUGACGGAAUCCUAGUUGAGUUUUACGUUCAAUUUUGGCCUUUGGUUGGGGAAUUGCUAACUGCAUCCUUAAAUUUUGGUUAUAAAUUAGGUGUAUUAUCAAACUCUCAAAAACAAAGUGUCAUUUCAUUGAUUGAAAAAAAGGCAGAGAUUCAAAAUUUAUUAAGAAUUGGUGGCUCAUAUUGCUUAUACAUGUUGAUGCAAAGAUUGGGUCUAAGUGUCUCGCAAAGAGAUUGGGAUAUUAUUAACGACAUCCAGGGAGCAUUUGUUGCGGGGAGGGAUAUCAGUGACUGUAUUAGAUUAAUUGAAAAAAUGCUUUGGUUUGCAGAUGAAAAUAAAAUUCCUGGAAUGUUAAUUGCAGUGGACUUCCAGAAAGCGCUUGACAUGCUUGAAUGGGAUUCUUUGAUGGAGUGUCUGGAAGCCUUUCAAUUUGGUCAUAUUUUUCAAAAAUGA